Asparagus officinalis (garden asparagus) is the source of this 889-nucleotide messenger RNA. RefSeq names its product probable E3 ubiquitin-protein ligase ATL44. The transcript is spliced from 3 exons. The record is from RefSeq and is a predicted model, not a curated record. The coding region runs from base 163 to 732 and encodes 189 amino acids. NCBI's taxonomy places the organism in Eukaryota, Viridiplantae, Streptophyta, Magnoliopsida, Asparagales, Asparagaceae.
GAAGAAUGCAGUUCUCAUGCCCUGUUCCUCUCCUAUCCCACCCAAUCUCAUUCCCCUUAAUUUUCAGCACCAACCACAAAAAAUGAACUCUAUUUCCUAGCUAACGUCUACUAGCGUACGCAUAUAUACUCUGCUACGUCAGGGUUCGGUUCGUUAGAAGCCAUGGCCGGAAUGCUCCCCGGCGUUGAGAGCGCCCGCCGCCGGAGAUUUCACCAGGGCGGCUCGAUGAAUUCGGCCUCCGGGUCGAGACGGCCCUCGUUCUGUCUUUACACGACCGGAGUCGAGCCUCACCUGAACGCUAGCUCAGUUGCAAGGAGCGGCGUUAGUAAAGGAUUUCACGGUGGAGAGCUUGGGGAGGUGGCUCGAGGGGCGAAGGAGAGGUUGGACGGGAGAUUGAGGAAUCAACUGAGAUCUACAGAGAUCAAGAGGCACAAUAGCGCAGGAGGCGGAGAUAGUAGCAAUGGAUUAAGAUCAACUAUGAUGCUCGGCAACAUCCAAAGAGAAGUGUUUUCCCUAAAGAAAAGCGCGAGGAAGUUCAGUUGGAGCAAGCUAGGAUGGAAAUCCUCAGAACAAAGCGAAUGCGCCGUCUGCCUAGAGAACUUCAAGACCGGUGAUAUCCUGGUUCAUCUUCCGUGCGCGCAUCACUUCCAUUGGAACUGCGCGAUGCCGUGGCUUGAGAGUAAUUCUCAGUGUCCUUGUUGCAGAAUGUCGAUAUAUUCUCAGGUGAAUUAGAAUUAAGAGUGUUAAUAAUAUAAAUGAUCUUCGAAAAUUAUAUCAUAUAAGGUGAUGUUGCUGCAGAGGUUUGCAUUUGUCAUGAAAGGACUCAAAUGAUUGGUUAUCUAAUCUAUGUCGUAAAUUGGUGAAUUUUGCAAUGAUUUUGGGUGUAGUA